AUGGCAUCCAAGACAACAACACUCGCAAUCCUUGCCGCACUCCCUCUUGCACUAGCUCUCCCAGAACCAUCCCCGGUCCUCAACGCUCGCGCUUCAACCUGCACCCCCGUCGCAGGAGGCUCCUCAUCAAUCGACGAUGUCCCCGCCAUUACAUCUGCAAUCGCGUCCUGCAGUAGUGGCACCAUCGUGAUCCCCUCCGGAACCACGUACUACCUCAACAGCGUUCUUGAUUUCGCGGGAUGCAAGGGCUGCGAUUUCCAGGUCGAGGGCUUACUGAAAUUUAGCUCGUCGACUAGUUACUGGAGUGGACGGACGGCAAUGAUUAAUGUUAAUAAUAUUAGUGGGUUGAAGAUUCGGUCGUUAACGGGGAACGGGGUGAUUGAUGGGAAUGGGCAGGAUGCAUGGGAUCUUUUUGCCUCGAACAGUAGCUAUGCGCGUCCAACACUUCUCUAUAUCACCGGCGGCUCAGACAUAACAAUCUCCAACCUCCGCCAAAAGAAUCCCCCCAACGUCUUCAACUCCGUCAAAGGUGGCACCGACAACAUCGCCUUCACAUCGCUCACAAUGGACGCGACAUCGAAAAGCACCAAUGCCCCCAAGAACACAGACGGCUUCGACAUCGGCGCCAGCACCAACGUCGUCAUCAACAACGUCAAGGUCACCAACGACGACGAUUGUGUGGCCUUUAAGCCAGGCGCCAAUGGCGUGACAGUCACAGACAUAACCUGCAUCGGCAGCCACGGCCUCUCCGUCGGCUCACUGGGCAAAUCAUCCUCGGACACAGUUCAAAACGUCUACGUAUCCGGCGCGACGAUGGUGAAUUCCACCAAAGCGGCGGGAAUCAAGACGUACCCGUCCGGCGGGAGUCAUGGGCUCUCGACCGUUUCGAACGUGACGUGGACCGGGGUGGUGGUUGAGGGGUGCGACUAUGCGAUUCAGAUCCAGAGCUGUUAUGGGGAGGAUGCGAGUUAUUGUGCUGAGUAUCCUGGGGAUGCGGAUUUGACGGGGAUCGUGUUUGAUCAGUUUAGUGGGACGACGAGUGGGAAUUAUGGAUCUGUGACGGGGAAUUUGGAUUGUGGUGCUGAUGGGACUUGUGGGGUGAAGGUUAGUUCGUAUACUGUCAAGGCGCCGAAUGGAGGGGAUGAGGUGCUUUGUGCGAAUACCCCGUCGAGUCUGGGGGUAACUUGCACCUCGGGGGCGUCGGGUUGA
Molecule: messenger RNA, 1209 nt
Organism: Penicillium daleae
Lineage: Eukaryota; Fungi; Ascomycota; Eurotiomycetes; Eurotiales; Aspergillaceae
Product: putative extracellular exo-polygalacturonase
Exons: 3
Coding region: 1-1209 (402 amino acids)
Biological process (GO): carbohydrate metabolic process
Molecular function (GO): polygalacturonase activity
Source: RefSeq, a predicted model, not a curated record